AUGGCUAUACAUGUGGCGUGCAUCGUGGUUAUUGAGCUAUGCUGGAGCGUGGGCUUGAACACGCUGGUGAGCACGAUGAAGUCGUGGCUUCAGGACCAAGGCUUCACGAACGCCGAUAGCAGCUCAGUGCACCAGAUCUUCACACUCCUCUCCUUCGCCUUCUGCUUCCUGGGCGGCAUUCUUGCCGAGACCUUCAUCGGCCGCUACACGACCAUCCUGGUCUUCUCUGCCAUCUACGCGGCCGGCUGCGCGCUCACGGCCUUCGCGGCCACGCCCGCCAUGGAGAGCAUCCCGCUCUUCAUGGUCGGCAUCCUGGUGCUCACGGCGCCGGGCACUGGUGGGGUAAAGCCCAACAUCGGCACCUUUGGCGCAGACCAGUUUGAUCCCCGAAUUCCCGAGUCGGUGAGGCGGAAGGAGGCCUUCUUCAUGUACCUGUACGUCACCAUGAGCGUGGGCGCCGUCGUGGCCUUCGGGUGCCUGUCAAACGUGGCCACGGCGGGCUUGCCGCCGCGCAUCCCCAAGGAAGAUGGCUUCUUCGUCGCCUACAUGAUCAUGGCCGCUCUUAUGGCCGUCGCUCUGCUUGUGUUCAUCGUGGGCACGCCCUUUUACCGCAAGGAAAGCUUUGAGAAAAACACAGAGCCAGUGCUGAUGCCGGCAGUGCGGCGCCUGCUGGGCGGCCGGCGCAACCCCUUGGGCAAGGUGGCGUUGUUGGGCUGGGUGCUGCUGCCCACGCUCAUCGUCCUGUCCGUGCUGCAGGUCUUUUAUGCCUCGCGCUCCCUGACGAUCGUGAGCCUGUUGGCCGACUUGCUCUGCAUCGGCUGCCUCUGCGUGGCGCACCGGAACAACUCCUGGCUAGGGGAGCCUGACAGUGUGACGCGAUGCUUGGAUGCGGUGCCGAAGAUCAUCGUGGGAAACGUCACCUUCAACGUGCUCUACAACACCAUGUUCAGCCUCUUCUACUCCCAGGCCUGUCAGAUGGAUACGCGCCUGGGAGGAGGUGACAUGCAGCUCAGCGGGGCCUUCUUCAACCUGGGCGACGCCUUCGCGGUGAUCAUCUUCACGCCCUUGCUGGAGCGACUGGUUGUCCCUGCUGCGGAGAAGCUUCUCAAGAGGAAGGUGAGCAGCAACAUGAAGGUCUUGACAGGCAUCGCCAUUGCCAUCGCCUCGCAGCUUACAGCUGCCGGCCUGGAGUACGCGCGCCGCACGGCGGAGGUGUUGCCCAUCCCUUCGAAUUGUGCUCCCUUGGAUGCCGACGGUCAGCAUGUGAGGAUGAGCGCUUUGAGCGGAUUUUGGAUGGUUCUGCCUUAUGCCAUGGUGGGCAUAGGCGAAGUCUUGGUAAACCCGGUGCUCUGGCACGUGGCCUACACCGCGGAGCCCUCCAUGAAGUCCUUGAUGCAAGCGUUCUGCCAGUUUGCCAUGGGUGGCCUUCCAAACGCGAUCUCAGCAGCCUUGACCCAAGCAACGAAGAGCUGGACGCCGAACGACCUGAACGAGGGGAACCUGCCCAUGGUCUACUUUGUGAACGUCAUCUUUUGUCUGGCAGGCUGCUCUGUCUACGUCUUCUUCACCCGAGGUGCCGAGUCGAAAGAUGGCCUGGAGUGGGAGGUCGCCACCGAUUCUGCCAGCGACACUUCGGAAAGCCUCAGUGAGGCCUAG
Molecule: messenger RNA, 1656 nt
Organism: Symbiodinium natans
Lineage: Eukaryota; Dinophyceae; Suessiales; Symbiodiniaceae
Source: the annotation of a GenBank genome assembly